GCAUUUUUACGUCGUGGCUUUGACAUUAAAAGACGGGAAGAAAGGUCGAUCUCCAGCAAGUUAUGAAAACAACGAGUUAGUGACGUACGCCGAGGCAGAAAAAUCAACCGACCCGAAACCUUAUAUCGCUGCAGUAGUAACAUCAAAGAAUGAAAACAUAUUUAUACUUGGUGACGGCCGAAAUACAAGUAAUCCAACAUCACGAAGAUGCAGAUCAACCUCGAGUGAUUACUAUAAUGGUCCGUUGGAACCUGGCACUAACAACAGUAUUUUUCAAAGGAUUUUUAUUAAUAACAAGGUAUGGUCUUUGUUGGUUAUCACACUUUAGAAGUAAAUAUUUCCUGGUCUGAUUUCUCUUCUAAAAGAUAUUUGGCAUUGACACAGAUGCCAAACAUGGUAAGAACAACGUGAUAAAGUCUUUUGUGUAUCUAUAACAACACUGAUAAAUUUUCAUUUUCUUGCUUUACUUUAGAGUGAAUAUUACUCCACAGACUGGAGUUCUGCUUCAAAAACGAACGAUCAACAACGACCACAAACAACGUCAAAAACGAACCACCAACAGUAUAUCCAGGCAAAUAAGUUUACUGUAUUCAUAGAUGAGUUAGGGUUAGAUAGCAAAGUCACGAGUAAAGAAUACACGGUUGAUCGAGAUGAAAUCCAUUAUUCAUAG
Molecule: messenger RNA, 670 nt
Organism: Paramuricea clavata
Lineage: Eukaryota; Metazoa; Cnidaria; Anthozoa; Malacalcyonacea; Plexauridae
Source: the annotation of a GenBank genome assembly